UAUCAUUUGUCUUCACAGAUAUUGCCGUCCCUUCAGUCAUUUUGUAUUUACGCAGCGUUUGGUGUAUUACUGACGUUUUUAUUUCAAAUUACAUUUUACGUUGCGUUCUUCACUCUUGACGCACGACGAAUCGAGAACAAGAGAAAUGCGUUACUGCCAUGUAUCGUUCACGAAAAUUUCACACCAAAGUUCGUCAGUCCUCAAGAGGAACUUCCGUCGAGAUUGAUAACCUACUUGUACUCGAAUGUGAUUUUAACAAAACCUGGAAAGAUAUUGAUAGUAUUAAUAACAGUAAUUAUCGCAUCUGUCGGAAUUAAGGGUAUACUACAAUUACAGCAGUGGUUUGAUCCACGUUGGUUUAUACCGGAUCAUUCCUAUCUAAGCAAGUAUAUCAACAUGAUGCGUCUCGAAUAUCCCGAGCGUGGAUAUGAAGCAAUAAUUCUUAUGGGAGACUUUAAUUACACCUCUGAAUUUCCAAAAAUAAUAUCUUUGGCGGAAACAUUCGCCAAUCUAUCAACCGUAGAAAGUCUAAAGUCAUGGCCCCAUGAUUUCACGAAAUUUGUCUUGCAAUUUUUUGGAAAAGAUUUGAGAUACACAAUCAUUGGAGACAUAGAAUUCCGCCAUUAUUUAUCCAAAUUCUUGUUCAGUAAAGACGGUGGAAAAUAUCAGCGGAACUUCCGUUUCAACGGAGAUUUAGUAUGCGGAGAAAAUACGCCGCCAAUCGCAGUAUCUACGAUAGAUUUCAUCUUCAGACGAUUUCAUGGUCCUCACCAGUGGAUCCCAGCGAUGGAUAAUAGCAAACUGGUGGCUCGUGCUGUAGGAAUCGAUGGUUUUGUCACGGUGUGGAGUGAAGUGUUUAGCCUAUGGGUCACGGACAAAUUAAUUGCUCAAGAAGUGCAGCGUAAUGUCCUAUUAGCUCUGAUUUGUGUCAUGGGAAUGACAGCCUUAUUGAUUGCCGAGUUGCAAACCUGCUUCUGGAUCUUCUUGUGUGUUCUUCUCACACUUUUGAACGUCUGCGGUUUCAUGUAUUUCUGGGGUCUAACCAUAGACAUUGCAUCUUGCAUAGGUUUGGAAUUGGGCAUCGGAUUAUGUGUAGACUAUGCUGCUCACGUUGCACAUGCUUUUGUGCACGCUGCUAGUGAAACCGGAGGCGAAGAUCGAACAGAAAGAGCUCACAUAGCAGUUAGAUACAUUGGAGCAGCGGUUGCAUACGGUGCAGGUUCAACGUUGCUCGCGCUUUCUAUGAUGGCAUUCUCAGAAAGUUACGUGCUUCACGCGUUCUUAAAGAUCUUCGUUUUGGUGAUAUUAUUUGGUCUUUGGCAUGGGCUGUUCCUUCUGCCCGUAAUAUUGAGCACAAUCGGACCGAGGAGUUUGCGAUCGCGCAGCACACCGCAGUCUCCGGAAAAAGUGGAAGACACGGGCGACACUGUGAUCAGUCCACUAAAUAAAGAAACAGAGAGUUAAAAGAACUCCCGGAAAAAUGAUUCUUUAUCAAUAAUAUUUAUUUUUGGUUCAAUAAACAUACAAAAUUAUUACACUA
Messenger RNA from Megachile rotundata (alfalfa leafcutting bee), 1540 nucleotides. RefSeq names its product patched domain-containing protein 3. The record is from RefSeq and is a predicted model, not a curated record. NCBI's taxonomy places the organism in Eukaryota, Metazoa, Arthropoda, Insecta, Hymenoptera, Megachilidae. Gene Ontology annotation, cellular component: membrane.